GCAGCCUGCUAUCACAACCAGAGCCUGAAAGCUUGUUUCUGUUCCCUACAAGCCGAGCUACACCCAUUAACAAGGGACUAGCGAGGCUUCGUUUGAAGUAUUGGAAAGCUCCUUUCCUCGCUGGAUCAUAGCAAACACACCUGACCUGAAGUCAAUUCAGCCGAAAAGGGAACACUAAGUUAAUUUAGUGCCACAAUGUUUAAUCUAAAGAAAAAGGAGAAGGAGAAGAAGGAGAAAAAGGAGAGGAUGUCUGCAGCAGAGCUGCGCAGUCUGGAGGAGAUGAGCAUGCGCCGUGGUUUCUUCAACCUGAAGAGGGAGUCGAAGCGGGAAUCUAGGAACAAGCUUGAGAUUUCCAACCCCAUUCCCAUCAAAGUGGCCAGCACCAGUGAUCUCCCCCUCACUGACAUUGAAUUAGAUGGCUUGAGUAACCGAAGCAGCAUGAUCCUGGAUGACCAACUAAGCAUUGCCAGCUCCAAUGAUGAUCUGAAGGGUGAGGGUGGAGGAGGACAGGAUGGACAACGCAGCUCAGUGCGAGAUCGAGUUGCUCACUUCGGUUCACUUGCCAAGCAGAACUCUACACAGAUGAUGAAACGCUUCUCCUUUUCCCAGAGAAGCAAAGAGGAGAGCCCUUCAGAGGGAUCCACCCCUUCAGGCCAGAAUUCUGCUGCCCCAUCCCCACAGGUGGAGAGUAAAGUUUUCAGCAUGCUCCGCAAGCACAGCCUCAAGCAGCAGCCUGGAGCAGAAGCCCCCAAAAGAAUCUCCAUUCCCGAAGUGGUCGAUAAAACCUUCCCUGCACAACUCCAGCUGCCAGCUGUGGUUGCUCCAAGUCCACCUGAAACCCGUGAACUGGAACUCCAGCGCCGUAACACUGGUGACUUUGGAUUUUCUUUGCGUCGCACUACAAUGCUGGACCGCAGCCCUGAUGGAGGAGUGUACAGACGUGUGGUUCACUUUGCAGAGCCUGGUGCAGGCACUAAGGAUCUGGCACUGGGCCUGGUGCCAGGCGAUAGGCUGGUGGAGAUAAAUGGACGAAAUGUGGAGAAUAAGAGUCGAGACGAGAUAGUGGAGAUGAUCCGUCAGUCAGGAGACACGGUGAGGCUGAAGGUGCAGCCAAUACUGGAGUUAAGUGAGCUGAGUCGCUUCUGGCUGAGGAACACGGAGGGGGUGCGCAGGGAGGCCAGACUGGGAUCAGUAGAAGAGGAUCUUAUUGCUCUCCAAGCAUCUCAUGCUGCAGCUAAGCAAUCCCAGGUGAAGACUGAGGAACAGAUUGCAGCAGAGCAGGCCUGGUAUGAAUCAGAUAAAGUAUGGCUUGUCCACAAGGAUGGCUUUUCCCUGGCCACCGUGAUAAAGACAGAAACUGGCUCUCUGCCAGAGGGCAAGGUAAGAAUCAAAAUGGAGCAUGACGGGACUGUACUGGAUGUGGAUGAAGACGACAUUGAAAAGGCCAACCCUCCAUCAUAUGACAGAUCAGAAGACCUAGCUUCACUACUCUAUUUGAAUGAAUCCAGUGUAAUGCACUGCCUGAGGCAACGCUAUGGAGGGAACCUCAUCCAUACCUAUGCUGGACCCAACAUGGUGGUCAUCAACCCUCUCAGCAUGCCCUCCAUGUACUCGGAGAAGGUGAUGAACAUGUUUAAAGGCUGCCGGCGUGAGGAUUCAGCUCCUCAUAUUUACUCUGUGGCCCAAUCGGCCUACCGCAACCUGCUCACCACCCGACAGGAUCAGUCCAUUGUGCUGCUGGGCAGGUCUGGUAGCGGCAAAACCACCAACUGUCAGCACCUUGUCCAGUACCUGGUCUGCAUUGCUGGCAGCACAGGAAAAAUCUUCUCUGCUGAGAAGUGGCAGGCAGUCUACACCAUACUGGAGGCCUUUGGGAACAGCUCUACCACCAUAAACACAAAUGCCAGCCACUUCUCUCAUGUUGUUUCCUUGGACUUUGACCAAGCUGGGCAGGUGGCCUCUGCCUCCAUCCAGACAAUGUUGUUGGAAAAACUGAGGGUGAGCAGACGACCUGAGGGGGAAUCCACCUUCAACGUUUUUUACUACAUGAUGGCUGGAGCCGACAGCAGUCUCAGGACGGAGCUGCACUUUAACCACCUGGCUGAGAACAGUGCUUUUGGGAUCCUGCCACAGACUAAGCCUGAAGACAAGCAGCGAUCCUUGCAGCAGUUCACCAAGCUGCAGGCAGCGAUGAAGGUGCUGGGCAUCUCCAGUGAAGAGCAGAAAGCCCUCUGGCUUAUCCUCGGUGCCAUUUACCACUUGGGGGCAGCGGGGGCGACUAAAGAUGGAGAUGAAGUGGGACGUCGGCAAUUUGCUCGUCAUGAAUGGGCUCAGAAAGCGGCCUACCUGUUGGGCUGCACCUUGGAGGAGCUAUCUUCAUCUAUUUUUAAGCAUCAGGCCAAAGGACUGCAGCAUUCUACCUCAUUCAGAGGACCACCAGAUGAGGCUAGCCAUGGUGAUGGCUUAGGCCCUAAAGUCACAGCUCUGGAGUGUUUGGAGGCCAUGGCAUCAGGACUUUACUCUGAGCUUUUCACACUUGUCAUCUCCCUGAUUAACAGGGCCCUGAAGUCUAGUCAGCACUCUCUGUGUUCUCUGCUGAUCGUUGACACUCCGGGUUUCCAGAACCCUCGGCUGGCUCAUCAGCAGAGGGGAGCCACUUUUGAAGAACUCUGCCACAACUACACCCAGGAGAGGCUACAGACUCUGUUUCAUGAACGGACCUUUGUCAAGGAAUUGGAGAGAUACAAGGAGGAAAACAUAGAACUUGCUUUAGAUGACAUAGAGUCCAACACCUCACUGUCUGUAGCAGUUAUUGAUCAAGCCUCAACCCAAGCUCUGGUUCGUACUCUAGCCAGGACAGAUGAAGCUCGAGGCCUUCUGUGGCUCAUGGAGGAGGAGGCUGUUCAGCCAGGAGGUUCAGAGGAAACCAUGCUGGAAAGACUCUUCAGCUACUAUGGCUCUGCACAGGGAGAAAACAAAGGAGCUAAUCUACUUCUGCGAGGAGAGAAGCCCCACCUCUUCCUGCUGGGCCACAGCCAUGGGACCAAUUGGGUGGAGUAUAACACCCAAGGCUGGUUGAACCAUGCCAAGCACAACCCUGCUGCCCAGAAUGCUGCAACCCUGCUGCAGGACUCCCAGAAGAAGAACAUCAGCGCGCUGUUCAUGGGCCGGGCCAGUGGAGCCACCGUGUUGUCAGGCUCCAUCGCCGGUCUGGAGGGCAGCUCCCAGCUUGCCCUGCGGCGAGCCACUAGUAUGAGGAAAACCUUCACUACAGGUGUGGCUGCUGUCAAGAAGAAGAGUCUGUGUAUCCAAGUGAAACUCCAAGUGGAUGCUCUGAUUGACAUGGUGCGUCGUUCUAAGGUUCACUUCGUCCAUUGCCUACUGCCCAAAGUAGAGGCAGUAGGAGGAGGUGAUUACCGUAUGGCUCAUGGAGAGAGCCCUGACUCAGGUCUUAUGACUUUGGAUGUGAGCCUCCUGAGAGCUCAGCUCCGAGGAUCCAAGCUGCUAGAUGCUCUGCGCAUCUACAGGCAAGGUUAUCCUGACCACAUGGUUUUCUCUGAGUUUCGUAGGCGCUUUGAUGUUCUGGCACCUCAUCUAACCAAGAAGUAUGGCCGCCACUACAUUGUCACAGAUGAGAAGAGGGCAGUGGAGGAGUUACUGGAGUCUUUGGAGCUGGAGAAGAGUAACUACCACAUGGGGCUAAGCAGGGUGUUCUUCAGAGCAGGGAUUCUGUCCAGACUGGAGGAGCAGCGAGAUUUCCAGACGAGAAGGAACAUUUCUCUGUUCCAGGCUGCUUGCAGGGGAUACUUAGCCAGACAGGCGUUCAAGAAGAGAAAGAUUCAGGAUCUGGCAAUCCGCUGCAUCCAGAAGAACAUAAAGAAGAAUCGUGGUGUCAAAGGCUGGCCAUGGUGGAAGCUGUUCACCACUGUCAGACCUCUGAUAGAGGUGCAGCUCACUGAGGAACAGAUCCGUGGCAAGGAUGAAGAGAUCCAGCAACUCAAGCAGAAGCUAGAGAAGGUAGAGAAAGAGAGGAAUGAGCUGAGACUCAACAGUGACCGUCUCGAGAGCCGGAUCACAGAGCUGUCAGCAGAGCUGGCUGAUGAGCGCAACACUGGGGAAUCUGCCUCCCAGUUGCUGGAGACAGAAACUUCUGAGAGACUGCGUCUGGAGAAGGACAUGAAGGACCUGCAGGCCAAAUUUGACAGCACGAAGAAAGAGAUGGAGUCUAUGGAGAUGGAGGUGAUGGAGGCUCGACUCAUCCGUGCUUCCGAACUCAGUGGAGAGGUGGAUGAUGAUGAGACAGGAGGAGAGUGGAAGCUGAAGUAUGAGCGAGCAAUCAGGGAGAUCGAGUUCACCAAGAAGAGACUGCAGCAGGAGCUUGAUGACAAACUGGAGGUGGAGCAGCAGAGCAAGCGGCAGCUGGAGAGGAGGAUCAGUGACCUGGAGGCUGAUUAUGAGGAGUCUCAGCGAAAUAUCCAGCAGCUGAAGAAGAAAGCCCAGCGACUGACAGCUGAGCUGCAGGACACUAAACUUCACCUGGAGGGUCAGCAGAGUCGCAACCAUGAUUUGGAGAAGAAGCAGAGGAAGUUUGACAGUGAGCUGAGUGCAGCCCAGGACGAGGUGCAGAGGGAGAGAAGCCUGAGGGAGAAACUGGCUCGAGAGAAAGACGUGCUGACCGGAGAGGUCUUCGGCCUCCGGCAGCAGCUGGAGGACAAAGACCUGGAAGCUUGUGCAGUCAACCUGAAGCUGGAGCAGCUGGAGGCCGAGCUGCAGGAUCUCAACUCCCAAGAAUCAAAGGAUGAGGCAUCACUGGCCAAGGUGAAGAAGCAGCUUCGUGAUCUAGAGGCAAAGGUGAAAGACCAAGAAGAAGAGCUUGAUGAGCAGGCUGGUACCAUCCAGAUGUUGGAGCAGGGUAAGCUACGUCUUGAGAUGGAGAUGGAACGCUUGCGUCAAACCCAUUCCAAGGAGAUUGAGAGCAAAGACGAGGAAGUGGAGGAGAUCAGGCAGUCAUGUAGCAAAAAGCUAAAACAAAUGGAAGUCCAGCUUGAAGAGGAGUAUGAUGAGAAGCAGAAGGUGCUGAAAGAGAAGAGAGAGCUGGAGUCGAACUUUCUGUCUGUACAGGACCAGGUGAGAGGUGGUGACAUAGAGGUUGAAAAGCGCUUGAGGAAGGACUUGAAGAGAACCAAGGCUUUGCUAGCAGAUGCCCAGAUCAUGUUGGACCACAUAAAGAAUAACGCACCCAGCAAGAGGGAGAUCGCCCAACUCAAGAAUCAGUUAGAGGAGUCGGAGUUCACCUGUGCAGCUGCAGUUAAAGCUAAAAAGUCCAUGGAGGUGGAGAUUGAAGACCUACAUGUUCAGAUGGAGGACAUUUCCAAAACGAAACAGGCGCUGGAGGAGCAGCUGAGUCGUCUGCAGAGGGAGAAGAAUGACCUGCAGUCAAGAAUGGAGGAGGACCAAGAGGACUUCAAUGAGCUGAUGAAGAAACACAAGGCUGCUGUGGCCCAGUCAGCUCAGAACCUGGCUCAGAUCAGUGACCUUCAAGCCCAGCUUGAGGACGCCCUAAAGGAGAAGCAGGAGAUUCAAGAGAAGAUGCAAGCCCUCCAGAGCCAGAUGGAGUUCCAGGAGCAGUCCAUGGUGGAGAAAUCCCUUGUCAGCCGGCAGGAGGCCAAGUGUCGUGAGCUUGAGACCAAGCUGGAGUUUGAGAAGACCCAAGUCAAACGCCUAGAGAGCCAUUUAGCUCGGCUUAAGGAGAACUUGGAGAAGCUGACGGAGGAACGAGAUCAGCGCAGCAGCAGUGAGAUUCGAGAGAAGGAACAGAACAAACGUCUCCAGAGACAGAUCCGUGAUAUCAAAGAAGAAAUGGCUGAGCUGGCCAAAAAAGAAGCAGAGGCCAGCCGCAAGAAGCAUGAGCUGGAAAUGGACAUUGAGAGCUUGGAGGCUGCAAAUCAGAGCCUGCAGGCAGACCUUAAGUUGGCUUUCAAAAGGAUUGGUGACCUCCAGGCAGCCAUUGAGGAUGAGAUGGAGAGUGAUGACAACGAAGACCUUAUUAACAGUUUGCAAGACAUGGUAACAAAGUAUCAGAAACGAAAGAACAGAAUUCAAGGGGAUUCAAACACAGAUUCUGAGGUGGAGGAUCAUGUGGAAGGGGUGAAGUCAUGGCUGUCCAAGAACAAAGGUUCCACCAAAAAUCUCUCUGAUGACGGCAGUCUCAAAAGCUUCAGAAGUGCUGUAAAUGUAGAAGCAAAGGAAGGAAAAGAAUUGAAAGAGGCCCGCCUAGCCAAAGACGCUACCUUUUCGAUAGAUCUGAUGAAGAGGAAGAAGAAGAAGAAAAAGAAGAAGGCGGGGCGUCCCUACACUAUCCUCGAUACAGAUACAACACCAAUGUGAAAGGUCGAGAUGGCGAGGACAAGCCUUACGAGACUGCAUCAUAGCCUUAUGAGACUGUGACAGCUGUGACAUUUUGUCUUGCAUGCAGAGAUCAGCACAUUUGUGGUCAUAUGGACACAACCACACACCCAAACACUCCUACCCCUGCAGGAGAACACAAACACUUAAAAUCAAUGCUUCCUGUGGCAGACCCUCACAGGACAUAAUCGAACAGAUACUAUGGUCUGUUUUUGACCGUGCACUUAUCAGUCUGACCUCACUGCACAAACAGCAGCUCCAUUAUUUACAGCUCGACUGUGCUCAUUGCAUGCAAGCAGCAGUUGCUUUGCUUGAACAGCCAUCUGGUAUAAAACUGAUCAUGGCUGCAACUGAGCCAAAGAACUUGAGCUUGCAAUAAUAAUGGAUCCUUUUUCUCUUUGUCUCUCUUCUGGAUUUACAUGUAAUAUACCACAGUAAUAUAUAUUGCCAUACUACAGUGUAUUGCCAAAAAAGCCUUUGUUCCAAGUAUGUGAGCACACUGCUUUUCUUAUUACCAGUCUUUUUCCUUCCUUCCUUCCUUCCCGUUUGGGAGAAGUGCCAUUUGAUUUAAGUGGGCUCCUCUACAGCUGGCUUCUCUGCAGCUGGGGUGCUUCAUGAACUGCUGCAUGGUACACUUAAGACGCUUUCAUUAUCAUCUCCUCGCUUUUUGUUUGCCUGAAUUCUCUUUUCUCUGCCUUUUACUGGCAAAUUAGUUCUUCCUUCCAGGAGAGCUAUAUCACUUAACUGCUCCACUAUGAAACCCAAACAUUUUUCUCACUUUUAAUCUUUUGUUUCUAAUGUACGACAGAUGUGUUUUUCAGAGGAUUACUGUCAAGCACAUUCAUUUACUUUCAUCUUACUUCUGUGAAAUGGUUUGAGCUAUUUUGAUUUGACUUGACAAAGCAUUUCCCAGGCUUUGUUAGUGAGGAAGACUCUAUGGCUUUGUCCUGUGUGUCAUGCUUACAUGCGCUCUUGUUUCCUUUAGUUUUGAGGUUGAUGUGCUUUCCUUUUUUUAAACGGAAUAGACUUUGGACAACAGUCAUUUGUUGGGUUCUUAUAAAAACUACUAAAAACUGAUCCUCAGCCAGCAUAUAAAAAAAGAAAAAAUCUAGUGUUAUGCUUUUUCUUAUCACCAAAUUACAUGGAAAGAUCAAAACUGACAAUGGUUUUGGAACAAAAUAUGAAGUGCAAAAGUUCGCACGUGCAGUAGUGACCUGAGGGUGGUAUUGAGGUUCCUCCCAACAGGUCCUUGACACUAAGCUAAGAGUGAAACCACUUAAUAUGUAGCUGCAGUUAUAAUCCACAACAGUCUAAGGCAGUUAAGAUUUCAAUGGCUUGUUCAAUUAAACGAUAUAAAACUGUAUUUAUACAGCGCCAAUUCACAACAACAGUCGCCUCAAAGCGCUUCAUAUUGUAAGGUAAAGAUCUUCUAAUAAUACAGAGAAACCCCAACAAUCAGAUGACCCCUAUGAGCGAACACUUUGGCGACAGUGGGAAGGAAAAACUCACUUUUAACAGGAAGAAACCUCUGGCAGAACCAGGCUCAGAGAGGGGUGGGGCCAUCUGCCACGACUGGUUGGGGGUGAGCCCACAUUUUGUCUGGUCAGCAGGGAGGACCUUUGUGUUACCCACAGUCACAGCUGCUACUUCAUUUUUGUACAGUGAGAGGAAGCAGUGACACAUUAUAACAAUCAUUAUAGACAGUCUGUUUGAUGCCAUCAAAGCUCUUAAACUUCCUACUGAAAACAGAAACCUAAAAAAAAAAGCUUUAAAAUAUAUAGUUUUCCUUUUAGAGCUAAUUUUAUUGUUUUAGCCACCCCCUGAAAGGUCAGCUGUGUGACAUUUGCUUCUAUCCAAACGCUAGUUGAUAUCUUUAUUUUUUUCUGAUGUAGGUGGGGUUCUCCUGUAUAACAUGAAGCUGAUCAUAAACACGCAAGAAGCUUUGUUUCACAAACUGCAGUAAAACUCUGGGAUAUGCAUUCUGAAUGCACAGUACUAAUACUUCUAAAAUGGACUAUUGGCUUAGUAGACAUCUCUUCAUUGGAAUGAGAGAUAUCCAUUUCAAUAAAGCUAGUGCUAAGUUAAAAUAUCUAAUAAUCUACUUCUAUCAAAUUAGGAGUGUUGUCUCAUUCAGACAAAUAGCGAAUUACCCGCGUAAACAUAAACAUACUUGGUGAUUUCACACAUGGACCAGAUGUUACAGUUUCCACAGAAGUAAAUGAAUCUUAAUUUGGAUCUCUUUCAGUGAGUUUUAAUAAUGAGAGUGUAAAACAUCACCAAGGUUCAUUUAACUGUAAUGUCUUUAACUGGAUACAUUAUAGCCUGUAUAACCAAUACUGUGAAAUCAUGUUCAGUGUCAUUUAAGCCUGUUCUGUUUUCAGUUUGGCGUUUCCUGAACAGCAAAAGGAAAAAAAAAGAGAACAACCUGCAUUUUAUUUUGACCAAAGGGUGUGUUACAUCACACCCUUUGGUCUUUUGUCUGGUAUUUACUGAGUGGCAUUAGAAAUGUUUGGAAGCAGUUUAAACUUCAGAAAAGCUUCACAUUACGGGGGUGAAAGAAUCAGUGGGUGUUCUUCGUGGGAGGAUUUAGGUGUGAUUCUACUACACAUACUGCGCUUUUUAAGAAAUGUUUAACUUUUCUUCUCUAUGCAGUCUGCACGAGUGUGGAAAUGUGUUUUUUGACCUGAUUGACCUGAUAACAUGUUUUGUUUGAAGACACACACACACACACACACACACACACACACACACACACACACACACACACACACACACACACACAAUAAAAGAAAGUAAAAAAGGUUGACCCAGUACUGACUGCACACACACAAACACAGUAUUUAUAUAUAAAUGUGUUUAUGAUUCAUGCUAGCUUUGAAAAUAUUUCCUAUUUUCAUUACUAUACAAAUUGACCACUUGUUACAAAUUUUGCAUUACUUUUUAAUAUAUUGUAAAUAAAUGAUGGGGAUUGUUUUGGAAUGGCUUCUAGAAUGGUUGACUUGAAGUGUUUUGCUGCUGUGGGAGUAUCUGAUGCACCUACUUUUGUAUCUUCGUGUGUUGUGAGAUAGCAGUAUGGAUGCUAUGGGUGGCUGCUUUUAAUAUUUAUUUCACUGUGUGUAAUUUAAGGGAAAAUCAGCCUGUUUCUUCUGCUGCUUCUUUUGGCUACUCCCUUUAGGGUUCGCCACAUUGGAGCAUCUGCGUCCAUCUAACUGUAUCCCUAGCAUCCUUCUGGCCAGUCCCAAUGAAAAUCUUACCAUCUCAACUUCUAGUUUGACCUGUAUUUUGGUAGUUCCACUGUCUCCAUAUGUCUAUACAUCAUAGCAAGUCUCACUACCAUCAUGUAAACCUUCCUUGUCACUCUCACUGCUAUCCUUCUGUCACAAAUCAACACAGAAACUCGUCGCACUCACUUCAUCGUGCCUGCACUCUCUUCUUGACCUCUCUUGUGCACUCUGUUGCUUUGGAUGAUUGACCCCAGGUAUUUUAACUCCUCUAUUUUAUACUAUCUCUCUCAUUCACACACGUAUUAUGUCUUGCUUCUGUGGAUCAGUCUCUGACUGGCCAUUCAGAUGGGUGACAAAUAAAAGAAAAAAUCUGAAACUUUAACUACUAAGGGCAUCUGUUGACUCUGUUAUGUUGUGGGAGGCAUACCGCUAGCAAUAUUUGGGUCUACUUGUCUUUGUAGAGGUAAAGCAGUUCCUAGUUUAUCCUUUACCAUGUGAAACAUUUCUCUUCUGCAGCUUUUACUUGACAGACAAGCACAACACAAAGUGAAACACAAAACUAAACAAUAAGGGCAAUAAAAUAAAAUACAAUAGGAAAACCAGAUAAAAUCACUGGAUCUCCACCAGGGGUCACUCAAAAAACUGACAUGCAUGAAAAUGUUGUACACAUAUGCUGUGGUUUUCCUAACAAUGAGAUCUCAACCCAGCUGAACACCAUUUGUCAUCUUCAGCAGCAUUAUAGAAGGGUUCAAUAUUUUCUCAUUUGAAUGUUGCUGUAGUUUUAAUGCAAAAGUAAAUUGAGGAUGCAGUGAAACAAAGUCAAUUUGCAGAAGUUGAGGAACCUCUACUGUGUAACAUCAUUGAUCCAGAGACUGAUGCUGGAGCAAUAAACA
Molecule: messenger RNA, 10522 nt
Organism: Pelmatolapia mariae (spotted tilapia)
Lineage: Eukaryota; Metazoa; Chordata; Actinopteri; Cichliformes; Cichlidae
Gene: myo18ab
Product: myosin XVIIIA b
Exons: 45
Coding region: 196-6387 (2063 amino acids)
Biological process (GO): actomyosin structure organization
Cellular component (GO): myosin filament; myosin II complex; cytoplasm
Molecular function (GO): actin filament binding; ATP binding; cytoskeletal motor activity
Source: RefSeq, a predicted model, not a curated record